CGAUCCGUAGAUCACUUGACUGUCAGGUGACCUAGGCGGAAGUUUUGUGGCAACAUUUUACGGAGUACUAACAAACAACACUUUAUUUAUAAAAUAGACCUUUGUGAGCAUUUUGGAACAUUUAAUCAUGGAGUCGACUCUGGAGCAGCACCUAGACGAUACCAUGAAGAACCCAGCAGUUGUCGGUGUGCUCUGCACGGAUCAGCAAGGACACAAUUUGGGCUGCCGUGGCUCCCUGACUGAUGAACAUGCGGGUGUUGUCUCAGUUCUGGCCAAACAAGCUGCAGUUCUAACCAAAGACCCAACGGACACUGCAACUGUGUGUUUGGAGUCUGAAUUAGGAAACAUUCUGGUGAGGAGUCAUGGUACCAUCACAAUAGCAGUUCACAAGAUAGCCUCCUGAGGACGCCACUCAAACAACAUUGGUUUGUUACCUAAUGUUCUAACAGGCAGAAACACUGAAUACACAGUCAUGUGCUAGACACUUUUUAUUGGCCACUGUAUUAGUCCAUCUGUCUUAAUAAUGUUGUGUAUGAAACAGUCAGUUCAAUAAUAUAUACAUUAAAAUGUACUCUUUUAGUGUAUGUGUCCUCUUUUCUCUUUGUGUACAGCCAAAUCCGAGCUACAACUCUUGACAAAACUUCAACAUGACUGUGUUGACCUGUUAGAAAAGUAUUGUUUCACAAUGUUAUCUUUUCUUCAUUUUUCUCAUCUGAAUAAAUCAUUUGAGACA
Messenger RNA from Cynoglossus semilaevis (tongue sole), 733 nucleotides. It is a transcript of the gene lamtor5, whose product is annotated as late endosomal/lysosomal adaptor, MAPK and MTOR activator 5. Gene Ontology annotation, cellular component: Ragulator complex; cytoplasm; lysosome. Bases 128 to 403 code for a protein of 91 amino acids. The transcript has 4 exons. Lineage: Eukaryota; Metazoa; Chordata; Actinopteri; Pleuronectiformes; Cynoglossidae. Gene Ontology annotation, molecular function: guanyl-nucleotide exchange factor activity. Gene Ontology annotation, biological process: negative regulation of apoptotic process; positive regulation of TORC1 signaling; cellular response to amino acid stimulus. The record is from RefSeq and is a predicted model, not a curated record.